GUGUGGUCCUGGCAGACCACAAUCCGGGAGUCUGGAAAGCCAGUCUGUGGCUUUGAGCCUAUUCAGACGCCGAAGCUUGGAGAUGCCACUACAACCACCAGAAGCCAGGCGAGAGAGCCUCUACUGGAGCAGGGAAGCCGAAGACCUUCAGGUAGAGGAGUCCAAACCCAAACCCAAGUUGUUCAUGCCAAACCUGGUGCCUCUGAAAAUCCCAGAUGGAGAAAAAGUUGAUUUUGAUGAUAUCCACAGAAAACGCAUGGAAAAGGAUCUAACAGAACUUCAGACACUUAUUGAAGCUCACUUUGAGAAUCGUAAAAAGGAGGAAGAAGAACUAUUGUCUCUGACAGACCGCAUGGAGAAAAGAAGAGCAGAACGGGCAGAGCAGCUGAGGAUCCGGACAGAAAGAGAGAAGGAGAGGCAGGCCAGAGUGGUGGAAGAACGUGCUCGUAAGGAGGAAGAGGAAAACAGGAGGAGAGCAGCGGAAGAUGUUAAGAAAAAGAAGGCAUUUUCCAACAUGCUUCACUUUGGAGGCUAUCUUCAAAAGACAGAGAGGAAAGGAGGGAAGAAACAGACCGAGAGAGAGAAGAAAAAAAUGAUUUUGGCAGAGAGAAGAAAGCCUUUAAAUAUCGAGAACCUGAAUGAAGAAAAGCUAAGGUCGGAAGCUCAGCGAAUGUACAACUGGAUAUAUCAGCUGGAGGCGGAAAAGUUUGAUCUGCAAGAAAAAUUCAAGAAACAGAAAUAUGAGAUUAAUGUUUUGCGGAACCGUGUUACUGCCCACCAAAAAAUCUCCAAGGGUCCCAGAGCUGGGAAAGGUAUUUUGGGAGGAAGAUGGAAAUGAUCACUUACUGCAGAGGAGAAGAGGUCAUCUUGUGGAAACUGUACCUAAUUGUUGACGCUGCCUCUUUGCUCUUAUGACAUUACACAAACGUACAUGGACCCAUUUACCAAUCGCUUCACAACAUCCUUCUAAAUGAUAAAAUAAAGAAUUCCAUGUGAAACUUUUCAAUGG
Molecule: messenger RNA, 1009 nt
Organism: Pseudophryne corroboree (corroboree frog)
Lineage: Eukaryota; Metazoa; Chordata; Amphibia; Anura; Myobatrachidae
Gene: TNNT2
Product: troponin T2, cardiac type
Exons: 10
Coding region: 83-838 (251 amino acids)
Biological process (GO): sarcomere organization; regulation of muscle contraction; cardiac muscle contraction
Cellular component (GO): troponin complex
Molecular function (GO): tropomyosin binding; troponin I binding; troponin C binding
Source: RefSeq, a predicted model, not a curated record